AGAAAUUAAAAAUAAAACAAUACAGACGUAAGCAAUACGUAAACUUCAAUAGACCAAAGAAGACGCCAUUACAGCUUCGACUCUCUUCAUCAAUUCGAUCAAUUACUAUCUCCUCUUCAAUUUUCUUUGGCUUUUAAUCUCCAAAUCUUAUUAAAUCUUCCCUCUUUCUUUUGUUUUAUGCCGAAAUUUCGCUUCUUUCCUUGCACGAUAUGGAGGGUAACUCUGUGAAUAUCAAACCUCAAAUUGAAGUUGAAGGAAUUGGGAUUUUGGAGUCUAGGGUUUCCAAUUCUCUAUCGGGUAAUGCAGGGCUUGAAAGUUCUACAGAAUAUUAUAAUUCUGCACCCACUGUAGGACUUGGGACCCAAAGAAUAUGUGAAUCUGGAGAAAAAGAAACUAGUAAUGUUGAGAAGAAAGGAACAAGAACUAGUGAGCAAAAGCUAGGGAAAUACUUCUUUUAUGACUCACCACUUUCUGAAGAAACUGGAGUUUGGAUACCUGUUUCUGUUCCCCCCAUGUCAGAAAGUGAUCAUGAAGAGUGGAGUAGAGGCUUUCACUCAAAUGGUGGUUAUUUUCCUGAGGGUGACUUGGGUUGGAAUCAGUACAUUGGAGAAGAGGAGAAGGAUUUGACCAUGUGGGAUGUUAUAGUUGAAAUGUUACUUGCAGCUCGUGGAAAAGUCAGCUCUAUUGCUUCAGGUGAUAUUCAUAGUAAUUUCUCAUGGGUAUCAAGCCAUCUACUAGAGCAAGCGUGGCAAGAGAUGGCUCAAACUCUCACAGAAGCCAAUUUUGGUAACGUGAAGGAAAUUAUUGAAGCAGAGCCACCAAAAUGGUUAGCUGAUAGUGCUGCCUCUGCUUGCAUGCUUUGUGGCGUGCGGUUCCAUCCAAUCAUGUGCUCUAGGCAUCACUGCAGAUUUUGCGGUGGAAUAUUUUGCGGUGAAUGCUCCAAGGGAAGAAGUUUGCUGCCAGUAAAGUUUCGUGUUUCAGAUCCUCAACGGGUCUGUGAUGUAUGCUUUGUGCGGCUGGAGACUGUCCAGCCAUACCUGAUGGACCAAGUAAGCCAUGCUGCCCAGUUAGCAACCCAUGACUUGACAGACCUUAGUACUUUGAGAUCCUGGGUUAAUUUUCCAUGGGGACAAUCUAUGGAAUAUGAGAUUUAUAAGGCAACAAACACAAUUCAGGGAUAUAACAAGGGAGUUUGUCUAAAACCUGAGAAAUCAAUUCCAGAUGCCAUUCUCCGACAAGCGAAAGGCCUUGCAAUAAUCACAAUUGUUAAAGUAGGGGUUAUGGUUACAUAUAAUAUUGGAACUGGGCUUGUAAUUGCUCGCAGAGAAGAUGGCUCAUGGUCUCCACCUUCUGCCAUAUCUUCUUUCGGAAUGGGAUGGGGUGCUCAGGCUGGAGGUGAAUUGACAGAUUUCAUAAUUGUAUUGAGAACAAAUGAUGCUGUCAAGACAUUCUGUGGCAAUGCACACCUCUCUCUUGGAGCUGGUUUGAGUGCAGCAGUUGGUGUCUUUGGACGGGCAGUUGAAGCUGAUCUGAGAGCUGGUGAUGGUGGUUAUGCUGCUUGUUAUACAUACAGCUGCAGUAAAGGAGCAUUUGUUGGAUGUUCUCUUGAAGGAAGUAUGGUGGCCACUCGCUCAAAAGAGAAUUCCAGAUUCUAUGGGAGCCAGUCAUUAAGGGCAUCAGACAUACUUCUUGGCUCAUUACCGAGGCCACCUGCUGCAGCAAUUCUUUAUCGCGCACUUGCAGACCUAUAUCAGAAGUUCGAGAGUUGAUUCAUUCUGGUUCAUAGACAAGUAUCUUAGUGCCAGUACUAAGACAACCAAAUCUCCCGCCGGAUAAUUAUUUGUGCGAAAUUGUGUGUGUAAGAUUUUUCUUCGCUCCAUUCAUUGCUCAAGUUAAGACGUUGUACAGGAUGUUCACAUUGAUUGGUAUCUGCCCCAGUUUCUUUUUCUCCGGAAGGGAGAAAUGAGGGGUGUGCACAUGAAGAUAUAUUGUGGUUGUAUAUAAGAUAGCUAAGCUAUAAUGUUGAACAUUCUUUAAAGUAUUUAAUGUAUAUUCUUCACUAAUAAAAAAUAAAGGUCCUCUUGAAAUGGUUGCUCUCCA
Messenger RNA from Jatropha curcas, 2100 nucleotides. RefSeq names its product RING/FYVE/PHD-type zinc finger family protein. Lineage: Eukaryota; Viridiplantae; Streptophyta; Magnoliopsida; Malpighiales; Euphorbiaceae. Gene Ontology annotation, molecular function: metal ion binding; phosphatidylinositol binding. The record is from RefSeq and is a predicted model, not a curated record.